AUGCUAAAGACAUCGCCGUCCGCAAACACGUCCCCGAACCCCCUCCGCUAUGCCACGUCGCGAUCGCCGCACACAUCCCCACGACAAUUGACCGACAAGCUGCGACACUCUCCUUCCAUGAUGUCCCCCGCGGUGCGCGACACCAUGCAGUCUACACGAUCGCCGCCAAUACGCGAGCCUACACAAAAUGCUGACACUGCCAUUGCUGCGUCAAAACAGCCGCCAGUCGCAGCAACAGCAACAGAUGAAUCGCAAACAGCGCAUCAACUGCCGACAACUGCCGCGGUGCCUGAUGAGCUCUUGCGAUCUCCAGUCAAGCGACGCAGCGACGACGCCAAUGAGGUCCCCAACGCUGCCGACACACUUGAAAAGGUCGAUGGGGCCGAUCAGGACGACGAGCUACAGCGUUCCAAGCGCCACCGCGGCGAUGUCCUGCCUGAGAAGGUCCUACCAUCUCGCUACGAUUUGUGCCCUGUCGACGACAUGGUUGAACUCAUUGCCCACAUGCUCUCCGAACUCAUCAGCACAAACGAUGCCAUCCGAACAUCAACAGGAGGCUUGACGCGCUUUCACUCUAGAACUGCGCCAGGAAUUUCCGUCCGCGACUAUCUUCAUCGUCUCGCCAAGCACGCCACUAUUUCGACUCCGCUUCUGCUCUGCAUGGUAUACUACAUCGACCGCCUCUGUGCUAUGUACCCAGAAUUCACCAUUAAUACCCUCACCGUUCAUCGAUUUCUCAUUACCGCUGCCACUGUGGCCGCAAAGGGCCUGUCCGACUCAUUUUGGAAUAACACCACCUACGCACGCGUUGGCGGUGUCCGCUUGGCCGAGUUAAAGCUUCUUGAGCUCGAGUUUUUAUACCGCGUAGACUGGAGAAUUGUCCCAAACCCCGACGUUCUCGUUGCAUACUACCAGGGUUUGGUCGAGCGCACGCCAGGAUAUACGCUAGAAACAGACGGAGAUGGUGAAUCUAGUAACGACAGUGCACCAUCGAGCAACACCAUGGAAGACUCCAAAGAGUAG
Messenger RNA from [Torrubiella] hemipterigena, 1023 nucleotides. The record is from the annotation of a GenBank genome assembly. Lineage: Eukaryota; Fungi; Ascomycota; Sordariomycetes; Hypocreales; Clavicipitaceae.